UGACAGAUACUACCACCCAAAAACUUGGGAGCAUAACACCAACAAGGCAGCAUAAAAAAACAUAAAAUUUGUGCAUAUAGGUCGUUUUGUACGGUUUAGUUUUUUGUUGUUUUUAAAGGCGAUUUUUCAUUGAUGGAGAAGUGUCGAGGUGUGCAAAACGCCGCAUUAUGCCCGGCACGGAACCGUAGCCCAAUACAAGCAGAACUCGAACAAGAUACUUAUCCGGAAGUUGCCGUCUCCAGCUGUUGGUCGCGGGUGCUGUUCUGGUGUGAAAUUACCUGCUGAUGUUUUACUGCGCUCAGCAGUGUUGCUGGCGGAGUAUAGUGACAUCAUUCUUCGAUGUUACGCUGAUCGUACCGCUAGUGCACAUUUCGAACGAAAUUUGGAAGCAGGCAAUCGUCUACGUUCCAAGGAAUCCCUAAAACUGCCGGCGGUGCCAGAAUCCAAGCUGAAGGCAACGAAGGCUAAGUUGUUGGCCCACCCGGAAAAUCAGCGCCGCUAGCUGCAGGCCGUCAAGCUACUCCGCGUUAGGUAGAUCCUACUGCGCGCGGCCAAGUACACCAAAAAGUAUGCCCGCAUGGAGCAUGAGGUGGUGGACAAGGUUAAGAAGGCCGGAAACAUCUACAUUCCGGGCGAGCCGAAGGUUGCCUUCGUCAUGCGUAUCUGUGGUAUCAUUAUCAAGUUGAACAAAGUUACCAAGAACUUGCUGCGUAUAACCGCCCGACAUCAACUGGGGCUUGCAUGCUGCGUGCCGCGUACAAGCCUCAACACUCCGACCUGUGACUGGCGCAAGUACAACCACUACGGCGAAGACGGAGACUUUGGCAACCGCAAGGAAAAGAUCAAUGAGCUGAUCAAGCGUAUGGUUUACUUAAGUGAUACAUAGCGCGUUGAGGGAGAGUGUUGAAUAAAACAAAACCAGGAAUAUAAAUAAAUUAAGUUUGAGAAAA
Molecule: messenger RNA, 950 nt
Organism: Culex quinquefasciatus (southern house mosquito)
Lineage: Eukaryota; Metazoa; Arthropoda; Insecta; Diptera; Culicidae
Exons: 4
Coding region: 578-886 (102 amino acids)
Source: RefSeq, a predicted model, not a curated record